Acipenser ruthenus (sterlet) is the source of this 4636-nucleotide messenger RNA. RefSeq names its product sodium-coupled neutral amino acid symporter 2-like. The record is from RefSeq and is a predicted model, not a curated record. NCBI's taxonomy places the organism in Eukaryota, Metazoa, Chordata, Actinopteri, Acipenseriformes, Acipenseridae. The transcript is spliced from 16 exons. The coding region runs from base 485 to 2038 and encodes 517 amino acids. Gene Ontology annotation, biological process: L-glutamine transport; amino acid transmembrane transport. Gene Ontology annotation, molecular function: L-glutamine transmembrane transporter activity.
GAAGCAUUCGUAUUGCAGACUAGAGCAGUAUAGACAUCAGAGUGAUACGUUCUCAAAAUAUAUAAUAAUAAUACCAAUAUAAAAGUAGCAUUAUUUAUUAUUUAAAAAACAAAAAGUACUGUCAUUUCAUUGUUAUAUUUACUGAACUUACUAUUUAAUGGUAAACUAUAUAUAUAUAUAUAUAUUUUAAAUUAUACUUUACUAUUUAAACAUAAAAAUACAGUAUUUUAUCUACCCCGUGACUUUUACUGCAUUGGAUUUUGUUCAUCUCAGGAGGACUAAAAUAUUGGAAAGCAAGGUCAUUUUACAUACUGUUUCAUAAAAGGAAUUAGCAAUAGUAACGCUGCUGUAUAAUCGUGAGGGACCGACGGUACACCACUAGCAAGGACAAAGAGAGCACGAGAAUUCGGAAGCAAGAGGAGGAUAGAAGCUGUCUGACAAAAAUAAAAAAUAAAGAGACAUUUCUUUUGGAUUGGCUUUAAAGAUGAAGCAAAGCACUGCAAAAACAGAGAUGAGCCGGUUUAACAUUUCACCAGACGAGGACAGCACUGGCAGCUCCAACAGCAACGAAUAUGGCUACCCCGAAUGUACCACAAAAAAAGCCCCCAUUAUCAGUCAAUAUCAAGAUAUGGACCCAGAGAGCCAGAAUUUCCUCCCAGACUACCACCUCGGAAAGAAAAAAUAUGAAACUGAAUAUUCUCCCGGCACAACCUCAUUUGGAAUGUCAGUAUUCAAUCUUGGCAACGCUAUCAUGGGUAGUGGCAUCCUGGGACUUUCCUACGCCAUGGCGAACACUGGAAUUGCACUUUUUGUGGUCCUCUUGAUUGCUGUGUCUAUAUUUUCCCUGUAUUCUGUACACCUUCUGCUGAAAACUGCAAAUGAAGGAGGAUCAUUACUGUAUGAACAGCUGGGAUACAAGGCAUUUGGCAUGCCAGGAAAACUGGCUGCUUCUCUUUCAAUCACAAUGCAGAACAUUGGAGCUAUGUCAAGCUACCUCUACAUUGUGAAGUACGAGCUGCCAAUUGUAAUCCAAGCGUUCCUGGGCAUGAAGGAAAAUACUGGAGAGUGGUAUAUCAACGGAGACUAUCUUGUUCUGACAGUGUCCCUACUCAUUAUUCUACCAUUGUCCCUGUUAAGAAAUCUUGGAUAUCUUGGUUAUACCAGUGGCUUCUCCUUGCUCUGUAUGGUCUUCUUUGUUAUUGUUGUUAUCUAUAAGUCAUUCCAGAUUUCCUGCCUUCUGAUUUUUGAAAAUGAUGCUCUUAACGCGACUCUGAACUACACAGUAGCUCACGUGGCAGCUGCAGUUCGUGAAACGGCUGUGACAGUGCAGAAUGCCACUUCCGAUGAGGACACGUGCACAACCAAGUAUUUUGUCUGGAACUCGCAGACCGUCUAUGCUGUGCCCAUCCUGACCUUUGCCUUCGUGUGCCACCCUGCUGUGUUACCUAUCUAUGAGGAAUUGAAAGAUCGUUCCCGCAAGAGGAUGCAGAACGUGUCGAACGUUUCCUUCUUUGCCAUGUUUGUCAUGUACCUCCUGGCUGCUCUUUUUGGAUAUAUAACUUUUGGAAACAACGUGGAGCCAGAGCUUCUUCACACUUACUCCAAGGUUUACAAGUUUGAUGUCGUCCUCCUUAUUGUGCGUCUUGCAGUGCUGACCGCUGUCACCCUCACAGUCCCUGUUGUGCUGUUUCCCAUCCGUACGUCAGUUAAUCAGCUGCUGUGCGCCUCAAAGGAAUUCAGCUGGGUCCGUCAUACCAUUAUCACUUUCAUUCUCUUGGGCUUUACCAACGUACUUGUUAUUUUCGUGCCCACAAUCAGGGACAUCUUUGGAUUCGUUGGUGCUUCUGCUGCUGCUAUGCUCAUCUUUAUUCUCCCCUCUGCAUUUUACAUCAAGCUGGUGAAGAAGGAAUCAAUGAAGUCAGUUCAGAAGAUUGGGGCUGUAAUCUUCUGUAUCAGCGGCUUCUUCGUUAUGAUUGGAAGCAUGACCCUAAUCAUCCUGGAUUGGACCCAGAAUGCUGCUAUGGCUGACGGCCAUUAAACAAACCUGGAAGUCACUGUCUUCUGGCUGCAAUGUAAUCCUUACUAAACAGUGUCUUUACCCACACUGACAAACAAACCCACAAAAAAAUGCAUACCGAUUCUUAAAAAAAAAAAAAAAAAAAAUAGCAGAGAAAAGGAUUUUUUUGUGGGUGAACAGAUUGGAUUUCAAAGACUUCAUUACAAUAACAAGUACAUUUUUGCUCAACCACAGCCAAUGGGCAGCGACUUAUACCAUUCCAAGAGAAUGUAAUAGACUUUGUACAGUAUGCUGUUAGGCCACAUGGAUGGCAUUUAAAACUGUUCCUGUUUCCAGUGAUAUAUAUUUUUUAUGACAAUUUCUUCUUUUUGUGUUAGUUACAGUACUAUAUUUUGAAUGUGCCUAAAGUGGGGGCAUACAUCUAAGCCUAAAAUGCAGCUAUGAAGUUCCAGUUCAGGUAUACAAAAAAAGUGGCAUUUGCAUGCGUUUUCUUUGUACAUACUGUAUUUGAGCACAACUGUAGUUUUAACAGUCACCUGGUGCCCCUUAAAAGGGAAUUACCAGAUUUAAAAAAAGUGGGUAUGAAGCAGAGUAAUUGAGUCGUAUGCAGGCUUUAUCCAAAAGUCAAAGCACUUCUGCUUUACAUGGCCAAAAAUUAUUUUAAGAAAUAAGUAGUUACUUGUAUUUUUAAGGAUGUAUCUUCCUUACACUACUUUUAAUUCAGGUUUACCAAGUGUCAGAACAAUUGUAUCAAUUACUUUUUUAACAGUGUUAAAUCUCAAAGGUUAACUGCCCUUGGUAAUGUAAUUAGCUUUAGUGAAAAAAAGCAUCAAAUUUAAUAAAACCUGUUUAGAAGAGUUUUUAUAGUGAUGUAUUUGUGAAGCGUAAUUAGAUUAACUAUCUACAGAGGCAAAAUGUCACUAGAUUGGCUUUAUAAACAGGUUGUGUUGUAUUCUAGUUCUUCACCUCUGCUAUACAGUAUUAAAAGCACGAUAUUUGAACUGAUCAAGCCUGUAAAGAGGGUGCAGUAAUAAAAGAAACGUAGUUCGAGAGAAAUUACAAAACAGGUGCCAUAGCAAGUACCUUCAUUUAUUUCUUGCCAGCCACUAACUUGACUGCAUUUCAUUUGAUUUUUUUUGCUAUAUGUGACUACUUUAAAUGUAAAACUGCGCAUGAAAAACAGUAAUGGGAUUAUACCUAGAAGUGGCUACCGGAUAUAAGUGAAAAGUGCACAGCCGGUUCAUGACAUGUCACUGCCUGUUCCUGUAGCUUACAGUAGCAACAUUUCCUGUUUUUAAAACCCAGUCAAAAUGUGAUGUUUUAUUUAUAAGUUGGAAGCUUAUAAAUAAAGUGACUACUUUAAAUGUAAAACUACGCAUGAAAAACAGUAAUGGGAUUAUACCUAGAAGUGGCUACCGGAUAUAAGUGAAAAGUGCACAGCCGGUUCAUGACAUGUCACUGCCUGUUCCUGUAGUUGGAAGCUUUUCUUUGAACACAGGAUUUUAAAGACGCAUGUAAUGUAUAUGGCUUCCCCGUGUGAUGGGUUAUGUUUACAGAAAUAUGAAAGCAUCCUGUUUGGUUACCUACUGUGUUAAAAUUACAACUGCUGUUUUACUGUCACCUCAUGUUUAAAGAUAUACUGUGCUUCCGAUACAAAUUUCAGUUGUUUUCGAUGGUGUUACAUUGUCCUGCGAUAUUUAUGGAACAACAUGAAAUCAACGUAAUUGAAUCUAUUUUACUAUAUUUAUAUAAAAUGUAUAUAUGUAUAUAUAUAUUGGUUUGAAUGUAUAUAAGCAGUUUUUUUGUUGUUAUAUUAGCUUCUUGCAAGUUGUUAAAUAUUGUGGACCUGGCCAGGGCUGCUAAUUUCGAGUUGCUUUAACAGCUUGUUGAUUUCUCCCACCAGUCGUAAUGGAUCAGCUAGCUUUUAUUUUCUAGUAGUGAAAACUAUCCCCCAGACCACUAAUUGUAAUUCAAGCAAAAAGUUUGAUAUUUUAAGUAGAAAACAAAAACAAUAAACAGAUAUAGAUUAUUAAGUAGCUCAUUUAUUUAGUAUUAUUAUUAUUAUUAUUAUUAUUAUUAUUAUUAUUUUAUAUAUAUAUAUAUUUUUCCCCCACAAUGGGUGCUGCCAAUUUGGAUACUAUUUAGAGGGCACACAUUAGGUAUUGUUCACAUUUUCACUGUAGAGCUCUGUUGAACUUGAAUGGGUCCAUAACAAACUAUGGCUAUUCACUGUCACUUGAACUUUAUAUUGCUGAUGAUUGCUGUAAAAAAUCAUUAUCCUCAAGUCAAUGUCAUCUACCUUUUUUGUUAAAAACCUAAUUACACCUGAUAGACUUACUACAGAUCGAUUAAUGUGAGUGAAGUCUUGAUUUUGCUAGUUUACAAUGGUUUGUGUACACUGUAGAAAUACUGUAUGUGUUGGUUCUGCAUACAUGUUUUCUGUAUUCCAUUAUGUAUGUAUAUUUCAGCACUGUUGGAGAGUAAGCAAACUAGAAAUAUCAUUGUGGCAGACAAAGAGAGCAUUAACAUCAGUGCUGUACUCUUGUUUCAAUGAAACAUUAUGUAUAUCCUGUAAUUAAAAUUAAAUAAAAGUUAUAGAUAGUGUAAACCCUAAAUAAA